Messenger RNA from Lindgomyces ingoldianus, 3156 nucleotides. RefSeq lists its product as uncharacterized. Lineage: Eukaryota; Fungi; Ascomycota; Dothideomycetes; Pleosporales; Lindgomycetaceae. Gene Ontology annotation, cellular component: MBF transcription complex; SBF transcription complex. The transcript has 3 exons. Bases 226 to 2793 code for a protein of 855 amino acids. Gene Ontology annotation, molecular function: DNA binding; protein binding; transcription coactivator activity. The record is from RefSeq and is a predicted model, not a curated record.
GUGAAUCAAAGGCAUUCACCCCUCACGGCCACGGUCCAAAGUUAAUGCCCUCGGCGUCGCGUCCAGCUCGUCUGUCGCUGCUAUAAGCCAACUGCUUUCUGGCGCAUCCCACUGGACUUCUAUCCCCCUUGUUCCAGCCUGCGCCCUCGCGACUGGCCAUGCCCACCGCUGCUUGACCUCCUUUCUCCCCCGCAUCAUUCAUCGAUUCAGCGUCUCGCUGACAUAAUGCAAGUCGCGCACUCGUCACUGCCAUCCUCAUUCCCCUCCGGCUCCUCUUCCCAGCCCGCCAUGUACAGCAACUCGUCGCACGGCAUCAUGGCCGCCCCCGGCUUCAACCGCUCCUUCUCCGACCUCAAUGGCUUCCAGCAACAUGCUAUGGAUAAGCCCCAGAUCUACACCGCCGUCUAUUCUGGCGUCUCCGUCUACGAAAUGGAAGUCAACCGUGUUGCGGUCAUGCGCCGUCGCUCCGACGGUUGGCUCAACGCUACCCAAAUCCUCAAGGUCGCCGGCGUGGACAAGGGCAAGCGCACAAAGGUCCUGGAGAAAGAGAUAUUGACUGGCGAGCAUGAGAAGGUCCAGGGCGGCUAUGGCAAAUACCAGGGCACUUGGAUUAAUUAUCGCCGCGGGCGGGAGUUCUGCCGGCAGUAUGGCGUCGAGGACCUUCUCCGGCCGCUUCUGGACUACGAUUUGAGCGCAGAUGGCAAUUCAUCGCAAGGCAUUGAGACGCCCACCAAGGAACAGGCUAUGGCAGCAAACAGGAAACGCUUCUACACCCAAAGCAUGGACGGCCGCAAUGCAAACCAGAGUGUUGGCGGCACUUUCUUUUCUAAUAUCUCAUCUACUGCAACCAGCGCAUUGGCAGCCAUGAACAAGGUCGCAAGAAUGAACUCCCCAGCACCGCGGCCCGGAAGUUCUUCGCAAGGGCGCCGAUCCGUCGGUCGGCCCUCUCAAGGACCAAUCGGGAGCCAAGACUCAUUCCGGGCAAGCAGCCAGCAGAGUGUUGCAAGUCUGGCUUCCGAGCGUAGCUUCGGUGCAAACGGUCAUGCCGACAUGGGAAUGGUGGAUGGAGACGUCCAGGAACCGCCGAGGAAACGGCUACGGCAUUCACAAGAGGAAUCUUUCUCGCAACCAAACGGCGCUGAAAUAUCGAUGCGAGAUCAUGGUUCACCGACGGAACCCAACGAUUCCUUCUAUCAGACUAUUGGACACCACCUCACUACAGCAGAUGGCGAAGUACCAACUGCACUCGCACCCCUCCCACCGCCAAACGACAAGGUCUCGGAAGAGAAGCAGGCCAUGUUGACCGACCUCUUCGCAGACCAGUCGCGAACAGAUUUCAGCAACCAUCCCGCAAUCCUCCACCUCUCAGGCGCUGAUCUGGACAUGCCAAUCGACAAUGCCGCGAAUACGGCAUUGCAUUGGGCAGCAACACUCGCGCGUGUAUCCUUGAUGCGUUUGCUCGUGUCUAAAGGCGCCAACAUGUUUCGCGGCAAUGCAGUUGGCCAAACCUCGCUGAUGAGUGCAGUCUCAGUCAACAACAGCCUCGACCACAGCUGCUUUCCCCAAACCCUCGAGAUCCUCGCACCCCUUAUCGAACUCCGCGAUAACCAAGGACGCACUAUUCUGCAUCACAUUGCAGUGACGUGCGCCAUCAAAGGCCGUGCCGCAUCGAGCAAAUAUUACCUCGAAGCCUUGCUCGAAUACCUCGUUCGCAGCAACAUCGGGAACAGCCAGUCAAGUUCCUUUGACGGCAACAGCAACUAUCCCAAACCGAUCGGCUUGAUGCGAUUCAUGCAAGAGAUGGUGAACGCCCGUGACAAAGCUGGUAACACUGCUCUCAACCUCGCUGCCAGAAUCGGCAACAGGAAUAUCAUCUCUCAGCUCAUGGAAGUCCAAGCGGACCCCUCAAUCCCUAACCACAAGGGCACACGACCAGUAGACUUCGGCGUUGGCAAUGACGACGCAUCUACUAACGCCCAAAUCAAUAGCCCGAGUAAGGGUAAAGCGCCAUUAUCCAAAGUCGAGGAAACUAGCCGGGAAAUCCAACCGCUCAUGUCCGGCAUCCUCCAAUCUGCCUCCGUCCAGUUCACUCAAGAAGCCCGCCUGAAACAAGACCUCAUAGACCGCACAAACGAAACCAUCGCCUCGCUCUCCGCGCUCCAAAAAUCCGAGCAACAUCGUCUCGAAAGCCUGCGCGCGCGGCUUCGCGCAAGACAGGAUCGUGCAAAACGUAUCGCAAAUUUGAAGCGCUGGCUUGAAGUUGAGAAAAACACGUUGGCUGUGACGAUGGGUGUGGAUGUGGGGGGUAGGGAGCUUAGUGUGAGGAGGAAACCUGGGUAUGCGGAUGCAGAGGGUACGGGGGUGGACAUUGAGAAAGAGGAUUUGCCAGAGGGAUUGAGGAGUGUGGUGGAGAGGCUGGGGCCAACUUGGAAGGCGAGUGAUGGCCAAGCAUAUCUCUCCACACCUCUGCCAGUCGAUCUCAAUGCUAUCGCACACCAGAAUCUGGCCUUCCUUGCGCGGUUGCAGAGUACCCAGCUACUUCGUCAUCGAUUGGAGGUGUAUGUAGUUAAUAAUAAGCGACUAGCAGAGAGGCGUAGGUUAUUGAAAGAGAAGGAUGCUGGGUUGGAGAAUAUGUAUCGUAAGGUUGUGAGUCUGUGUACGAAGGUUGAGGAAGAGAGGAUUGACGGCGUGGUGGAGGGGUUAGUAGCGGCGUUGGAAAGUGAUCCUGUGGAUGGGGUGGAGGUGGGUAGGGUGAGGGAGUUUUUGAGGAAGGUUGAGGGGGUUGAAGGGUAGGUGUUCGGAUUGGGAUUGGGAGGGGUGAUGAAGCAAGAUGGAUGCAUGCGCAUUGAGGUGAAGAGGAACUGCAUUUGCAUUUGUUACGAUUCUUCGGUUGUCAGAUAUGCAUGAGGACUAAACCUCAGCGCCAACGUCAGGUUAGGUCAGGUCUAGAGGUAUACCUGCCUACCUCCCUCUAUCUCCUUCCCCUUCUCUUCUUUUAUGUCAUUCAGCAUGUCCUCUAAAGGGUUUCAUAUGUGGUCAUUUUUUUCCAAAAUGCAGAUCCAGGAUGCAGAUCUUGCCUCGACAUGGGUAGUGGUUUGUGAGCAUUAACCAGGUAAUGAGCUGAUGGCCUUGUUUCUUUUCUAUGUACAUGUUAAG